AUGGUUCAAGUUGGAGAAAAGAGACUGUUGCAGUUGUACGAGUUGGAGGAAUUUCGCUAUCAUGCCUAUGAGAACGCGAAAAUGUACAAAGACAGAACGAAGAGAAUUCACGACAAACGCAUCCAACCUCGUGACUUUGUGCCCAGACAGUUAGCCUUGUUGUAUAACUCUAGGCUGAAGAUUUUCGGAGGGAAGUUGAAAAGUAAGUGGUCAGGGCCGUUUGAAGUCGUUCGGGUAACCACACAUGGGGCGAUUAAGCUGAAGCUGCUGAAUGCAGAGCGGACAUUCUUGGUAAAUGAGCAGAGAGUCAAGCACUAUUUUGGAGAGGUCAUCAAUCCGGAGAAGACCUCGAUGGAUCUAGAGGAGGCUUGA
Lycium barbarum (goji berry) is the source of this 372-nucleotide messenger RNA. RefSeq lists its product as uncharacterized. The record is from RefSeq and is a predicted model, not a curated record. NCBI's taxonomy places the organism in Eukaryota, Viridiplantae, Streptophyta, Magnoliopsida, Solanales, Solanaceae. The transcript has a single exon. Bases 1 to 372 code for a protein of 123 amino acids.